UAUUUUUCUUACAGAUUAAUUAAUUUCUCUACAUGAACGAUCCAAUGGGAGAAACAGGAUUUUCUAGAGAAUCGGCGCCGGAGAUGGUGUUCUCGGAGACGGAUAUGGCCGCGGCUGAGCAGCUUAUGCAGCUAAGCGAAGAAGAGACGGUGAGCUGUAGCAGCAGCACCGGCGGAGAUUGUGGCGGCGGAGGCGGAGACAAGACAAAGCAUGAAUAUGUUAGCUCGAGAAUCGGACACGAGCAAAACGACGGCGUACGAGGAAACUCUAUUCUUGGUGUGGAGAGGAAGAGGAAGAGGGCGGUGAUGAAGGAAAAGAAGUUUCGAUCUCUCGAGAGUAUUUACAAAGCGACGAAGGAGAUUAGGGAUUAAUGGAGGAAAGGGAUCGGAGAUGGUUAAUUAUCGCUUCUUAAUUACUUUUGUUAAUCGUUGUUAGUAACUUGUUCAAUGGGCUUUUUUGUGUGUACAUGUUUAGUCCUUAAUCUAGCGUUGGAGCUUGAGAAUCUGUGAUAAUAGUUUUUGGAGAUUUUCAGAUUACAAUUGUAAAUAUUUUGGUUCACAUAUGAGACGUGGUACUGUACGUUUUUUUGUCCUUCCUAGGCAUUUUCGUUGCAAAAAUUAAACAAUUUUACUUUG
Arabidopsis arenosa is the source of this 635-nucleotide messenger RNA. The record is from the annotation of a GenBank genome assembly. NCBI's taxonomy places the organism in Eukaryota, Viridiplantae, Streptophyta, Magnoliopsida, Brassicales, Brassicaceae.